Molecule: messenger RNA, 1593 nt
Organism: Fusarium redolens
Lineage: Eukaryota; Fungi; Ascomycota; Sordariomycetes; Hypocreales; Nectriaceae
Exons: 3
Coding region: 1-1593 (530 amino acids)
Molecular function (GO): ubiquitin binding
Source: RefSeq, a predicted model, not a curated record
AUGCCAGAAACCUCCGAAGAGCUUGUGCAGAAGCUGGUGGAGAAAUUCAGGUCGCUCCUGGACGAAGCCCUCAUAGUUGCCAUCGCCAGCGACCAUGAUCUCACAGAAGCUUCUCAGUACAAGUCAGCUCAGACUGUCUUAGAAGACCUUGCCCAACAUGUCACAACCGAAGAAGCGACUGGAUUCAACCCGAGUGGCAUCUCAAAUGUCCCUGAAGAUGUGAAUGGUGAUGAGAGUACAGCUGAGACAAACAGCCAGCAGGCGUCUCGUGCUCACGACACAGACACCACCUCCGCCAGCGAUCAAACCGCGUCGACAGCAAAUACGUCCUACUCCAUACCACGACUUACUUCAUUCGAUGAUGACAGCGAGGAGAAUAAGGUCCUUCUCCUCCAAAGCAUGUUUAGCGAGCUCAAGGACUUUGACAUUAAACACUCACUGAAAAAGGCGAACGGUGAUGUGCAGACUGCGCUCGAUGACCUACUGAACAUCCAGUAUCUCAAAUCAACAGGGCAAGAGCAGAAGGGCAUUGAUGGCUUCUUUGAACCCGACGAAGGCGCUGGGAAGAAGAAGAGAAGGAACAAGAAGAAGGGCAAGAAAGCUAUUGGAAGCGAAACACCAUCCAGCAGUGGAACUGCUUCUCCCUCCCCUGAUGACCUGAAAGAGUUGAAACGCCAGGACGAGAUUGCAUACCUAGCAGACAGGCUGGACUUACCUUUUGAAGUAGUCUCCGAGAUCUACUACAACAAACGCUGCGCAAACGGUGCCGCCGCUGUUGAGAUUUUGCAUCGAUACAUGUCGCAAGGCAUCGAAACUCAGGACAAAGAAGGCAAGAAAUAUGCACAAGAACUUGCCCAAAAGUAUCAAAAUGUCCCAGAGAAGUUUAUGUCAACAAUCGUUCAGGUCACAGGCUCCAUAUCACAGGAAUCAGACGACAUCGCGGCGCUUGUUAGCAAACAUUUCGUCAAGAAUCCCUGGACCCAGAAGCUUGAAGUCAGUUAUCAACUGACGCCACUGCCGGAAGAGGACAUCGAAGGAUUCGAGACAGUUACGCGAGGGAAAUUCAAGCUAGCCCGACCUGUCUCGGGAAGUACGAGCUUUCCCGCCGGCUCGUCAGCGUACGCGCAAGCUGCUGAGAGAGCCAGCCAAUACAAUCGAGCCAAACGUGAAGCAGCCGCUUCAGCAGCAUCCUUAAAUCGACGUGGUGUCUCUAAUCCACUCUAUCGACAGGCAGCAGGUUACUAUUCUGAAAGGGCACGAGAGCAGGCUCGAUAUGAAAUGCAUGCUGCGUCAACGGCGGCAGAUUUACUCGUUGAUAAGCAAAGCACAUCGACUUCGAUUGACUUGCACGGCGUUUCCGUGCAGUCUGGUGUGCGAAUUGCUCGCGAGAGAGUUCAGUCCUGGUGGGAUGGCUUAGGAGAGUUUCGGUCUGAUAAAGCUCGACAGCAGCCGUUUACUGUCAUAACUGGACUCGGCCGCCAUAGCGCUGGCGGUGUGUCACAGCUGAGACAAGCUGUAGCUGCAGCUCUUCUCCAAGACGGGUGGAAAAUGCAGGUUGAGACUGGUCGCUUUCUCGUCAAGGGUAGGCGAUAA